Molecule: messenger RNA, 588 nt
Organism: Zophobas morio
Lineage: Eukaryota; Metazoa; Arthropoda; Insecta; Coleoptera; Tenebrionidae
Exons: 3
Coding region: 39-551 (170 amino acids)
Source: RefSeq, a predicted model, not a curated record
AACUAGCGAAAAGUUGCGUUUCAUUGUUUGAGACAAAAAUGUCUCUACUAGUGUUUAUUUAUAGUAUAUUGUACUCAGCAGUGCUUUUUGAGUCAGUGCUGUGUGAUGCACAAUCAUGUUUUGCAUGUGCUGGUCCGAAAGUCGAUUGUGUUGCUAAUAACAGAACCGAUUUUCUGAAAAUGGACUGCACCACAUUCAAAGUGGAGGGUCAAAGUCUGAUUCAAAGAACUUCUCAACCAGAUCUUCUAGAAAAAUUUGAUAGUGAAGUGGGAGCAAUAGAAUCUGGAACUGAAGUUGGCUGUAUAACUUUGACAUUUGAACAUGAUAAACAGUCUCCGCAGGAACGAGCUCUGAAAAGUUGUGUACCGAAACAAGUUUUCGAUGAAGAUGUGUGCACGUAUAUGGAGGAAUUAGUUGCUGAAAUCGGUGGCAAGAAAACGUCAUGUAGUUUUUGCAAAAGCGACGACUGUAAUUCAACGGUUUCAGUUUCAGAUGGAAGAACUGUAAUUUUGCUUUUAUGUAUAGCUUACGUUUUUAGAUUUUUCUUGUAAGGUGUCAAUUUUCGUUUUUAAUAAAUUAUUUAUUUAA